CGAACACGAAUACAAAAUCACAAUACAAACAUAACGCGACACUAUCAACUCCAAUUUAAUGAGAAUGACUAAAUUAGUAAUGAACUAAUGACUAAUGGGUCACAUAAUUAGUACUCCUUAGUACAAGAACCAGUAAAGAUCCUAAAAUUUCCCAUCCAACCAACUAAUCCCACUUCCACUCAAUCCUUCCACUUCAUUUUUCCCCAUCCAACCACCCCAAACCCUCGUUACUCCCCUCUGCUUUCAAAUCAUAAUUUGUCCAUCAAAUUUAAUUUUCGAUUUUCCGAGGUGCCGAUUCAGUAGGGUCCUACACCGUACCAAUAUGUCGCCGCUCUCGGCCUCUUCCGUAGAUGCCACCAUCUACCACCUCUGCCUCCUAACCCUAUACCUCAUUUCCCUCCCAACAUUCCUCGCAUUACACUUCAUCCAAGCCCCUUACGGCCGUCACCGCCGCUCAGGGUGGGGCCCCACCAUCCCUUCGUGGCUCUCAUGGCUUCUCAUGGAAAGUCCCACCAUUUUUUUCUCUCUCCUAAUCUACCCUUUUGGCCAAUUCUCUUCUUCCCUCCGAUCUUUCUCUCUCCUCGCCGUCUUUCUCCUCCACUACUUCCACCGCACCGUUGUUUACCCUCUUCGUCUUCGCCGGAAAACCACCAGCGAUUUUCCGAUCUCGGUUUCUUUGAUGGCUUUCUCGUUUAAUCUGCUGAAUUCGUAUGUUCAGACUAGGUGGAUCUCGAAUUACUGUGAUUAUGGUUUGGAUGAGUGGUUUCGGGGGCGGUUUUCCGGUGGAAUGGUGGUUUUUGGGUUUGGUAUGGUGGUAAAUGUGAAGUCGGAUUUGGUUUUGGUGGGCUUGAAGGCCCAAGGUGGUGGGUAUAAGAUUCCAAGAAGUGGGCUUUUUGAGUUGGUGAGUAGCCCAAAUUAUUUGGGUGAGAUUAUUGAGUGGUUGGGCUGGGCUAUUAUGAGUUGGUCAUGGGCCGGGUUUGGGUUUUUCUUGUAUACUUCUUGUAAUUUGGUGCCUAGGGCAAUGGCUAAUCAUAAUUGGUAUUUGGAGAAGUUUAAGGAUGAAUAUCCAAAGAAUAGGAAAGCUAUAAUUCCCUUUUUGUACUAAAAAAAUAAGUACAUUACAUUUAUUAUUUGCAAAUGAUUUUUGUAUUAGUGUUAUUGUGUUAGAAUUUAAGGAGAUGUAAGUGUGAAUUGUAUGUGUAAAAUAAAUUGUAUUAGUAUUAUGUUAAUGAUUUGGGAUUUUAAGAUCAAGGUGCAAGAGAUAAUAAGCAUGAUUACAAACA
Molecule: messenger RNA, 1283 nt
Organism: Chenopodium quinoa (quinoa)
Lineage: Eukaryota; Viridiplantae; Streptophyta; Magnoliopsida; Caryophyllales; Amaranthaceae
Product: steroid 5-alpha-reductase DET2-like
Exons: 1
Coding region: 323-1105 (260 amino acids)
Biological process (GO): brassinosteroid biosynthetic process
Cellular component (GO): membrane
Molecular function (GO): 3-oxo-5-alpha-steroid 4-dehydrogenase activity
Source: RefSeq, a predicted model, not a curated record